AUGAUGGAUACAUACUACGGCCACGUACGGACACCUGCGGAUGCCAUCAAGCUCUUCGAAGCUUGCCGUCUCGGUCUACUGCCCCGAGUCCAACGAAGACUUUCGGAGAAGGAGAGACAAUCUAUAAAGUCCGGCUCUGUGUUUGUUUGGGAUGAGCGGGAGGCAGGAAUGAGGAGAUGGACAGAUGGGAAAUCAUGGAGCGCUAGUAGAGUAUCUGGUAGCUUCCUCACAUACCGGGAGAUGGAGGGCAAGAGGGGAGGCGGAUCUUUUGCACAAACACCUAUUCGACGACAAAAUGGAAAGACACCAGACAGUGGAAGGGGCAGCGACGAGGACCAAGAUAUGGACGGAGAGGGACCAGAUGGGUACAGAUACAAGCCAGACGGGUUGAUGAAGCAGUCUUUCAGCAUCACCACAUCGACUGGGCAACACCUGCAUCUCAUCAGCUACUAUUCUCGACCUCACCCCAACUCGCCAGAGCUCCCACAACCAACUAGUGAUCCCCAGCUUCGGCACAUUGUGCCAGUUCAGGGAAUGUAUCCGGAAUCAACUGUACACGAAGCUCAAGGGCCCGCAGUCACCAGAGCACCAAUGCAACCCCAACAUCACCAGCAAAAUCCGUACAUGCAAUCACCACACAUGCAACAACCAUCUCCAGGUCACAGAGGUCAAGCCUACCAGUACCCUGUGUCCCAAGGUUACGCGUGGCCUCCAUCGCCAAUGUCAACGCCACCCUUUGCCCAAUAUUCUGCCCCUAUGUACGGCUCAUCACUUCCACCUCCACCCCCUGGAUCCGCUCAUAACUCACCAUAUCAGCACCAUAAACACAGCCCUCAUCAAUCGAAUGGUAUGCCUUUACAGCAAACUGUGUACGAUAGACCUCCGCCACAAAUGUCUGACUCCUCUCUCCCUCCACCACCUCCUCCACCCGGACACCGAGGCAUGAGCACGGCGACUGCAAUCAAUACAAUGCCAUCAUACCAACCAAAUCCAAGUCCUCAAAUUGCCUCGGCAAGAUUGGUUGCGGAGCAACAAGCUCAGAUUGCUCAGCGUGCUUUGAGUGCAGGUGCGCCCUUGAUCGAUCCUCGCAUUACAGGCGAGCAAUCAUUUCCACACGCCCAAAUGAACGCUGCCCAACGGACUUCGACGCCACCUCAAAAUGGCAACACGUCGCGAACCAACACUCCCACAUCAUCAGGUGAUUCGCCACGGGAUACUACUCCCAAGCUAAAUGGGACAGCACAGGCACAGAGCAUUCCUAGUAUUUCAAGCUUGGUUCACGCUACUGAUUCCGUGAGCGUCAUGACCGAUAACAAGAGCAACAGCAGCCGCGCUGGAAGCAAGAGUCCAAAAGAGGGUGGCGACAACCAAAAGCCAAAGGACAUUCCGCAUGAUAAGUUGAACAUCAUUGGCGAAGACAAGAGAGCUAUUCGAGUUUUAGACCGCAAGUUCUACAUUUGA
Messenger RNA from Lachnellula hyalina, 1461 nucleotides. RefSeq names its product cAMP-independent regulatory protein (gene pac2). The transcript has a single exon. Gene Ontology annotation, molecular function: DNA binding. The record is from RefSeq and is a predicted model, not a curated record. Lineage: Eukaryota; Fungi; Ascomycota; Leotiomycetes; Helotiales; Lachnaceae. The coding region runs from base 1 to 1461 and encodes 486 amino acids.